This is a messenger RNA of Sorex fumeus (smoky shrew), 3211 nucleotides long. It is a transcript of the gene THBS3, whose product is annotated as thrombospondin 3. The record is from RefSeq and is a predicted model, not a curated record. Gene Ontology annotation, cellular component: extracellular region. The transcript is spliced from 23 exons. The coding region runs from base 84 to 2954 and encodes 956 amino acids. Gene Ontology annotation, biological process: cell adhesion. Lineage: Eukaryota; Metazoa; Chordata; Mammalia; Eulipotyphla; Soricidae. Gene Ontology annotation, molecular function: heparin binding; calcium ion binding.
CCGCCCCCCUCUCCGGCUCUCCCCGCCUAGCCUUUCCCCUCCCAGCCGCCUGCCUGCCAGGGGUGGUGAGCCGGCCGAGCGGCAUGGAGGCGCAGGGACUGCGAGGGGCCCUGGCUCUUCUCCUCCUUGGCACCUUGGCCUCUGCCAGUCAGAACCUGCAGGUAAUUGACCUGCUGACCGUGGGGGAGUCCCGGCAGAUGGUCGCUGUGGUCGAGAAGAUCCGGACCGCCCUGCUCACUGCCAGCGACAUCUACCUCCUGUCCACCUUCCGCUUGCCCCCAAAGCAGGGUGGUGUCCUCUUUGGCCUCUACUCCCGCCAAGAUAACACCCGCUGGUUGGAGGCCUCUGUCGUGGGCAAGAUCAACAAAGUGCUGGUGCGGUACCAACGGGAGGAUGGCAAGACGCAUGCUGUGAACCUGCAGCAAGCGGGCCUGGCCGACGGGCGCACGCACACCGCCCUCCUGCGCCUCCGAGGCCCGGCCCGACCCAGCCCGGCCCUGCAGCUCUAUGUGGACUGCAAGCUGGGUGACCAGCACUCUGGCCUGCCGGCGCUGGCCCCCAUCCCCCCAGCGGAGGUGGGAGGGCUGGAGAUGAGGACAGGCCAGAAGGCCUACCUGAGGAUGCAGGGCUUCGUGGAGUCCAUGAAGAUGAUCCUGGGUGGCUCCAUGGCCCGGGUCGGGGCCCUGAGUGAGUGUCCGUUCCAGGGAGACGAGUCCAUCCACAGUGCAGUGACCAAUGCACUGCACUCCAUCCUCGGGGAGCAGAGCAAGGCGCUGGUCACCCAGCUCACCCUCUUCAACCAGAUCCUGGGCGAGUUGCGAGACGACAUCCGAGAACAGGUGAAGGAAAUGUCCCUGAUCCGCAACACCAUCAUGGAGUGCCAGGUGUGCGGCUUCCACGAGCAGCGUUCCCACUGCAGCCCCAACCCCUGCUUCCGCGGUGUGGACUGCAUGGAGGUGUAUGAGUACCCCGGCUUCCGCUGUGGGCCCUGCCCCCCGGGCCUGCAGGGCAACGGCACCCACUGCUUGGACAUCAAUGAGUGCGCACUGGCGGACCCCUGCUUCCCAGGCUCCAGAUGCAUCAACACUGCACCUGGCUUCCACUGCGAGGCCUGUCCGCCGGGCUACAAGGGCACACGUGUGUCCGGCGUGGGCGCUGAUUACGCCCGGGCCAGCAAACAGGUCUGCAACGACAUCGAUGAGUGCAACGACGGCAACAACGGCGGCUGCGACCCCAACUCUGUCUGCACCAACACCGUGGGCUCCUUCAAAUGCGGCCCCUGUCGCUCAGGCUUCCUGGGCAACCAGAGCCAGGGCUGCUCCCCGGCCCGGACCUGCCACAGCCCCGCGCACAGCCCCUGCCAUGUGCACGCACACUGCCUCUUCGAGCGGAAUGGGGCCGUGUCCUGUGCGUGCAACGUAGGCUGGGCCGGGAACGGGAACGUGUGUGGGCCCGACACGGACAUCGACGGCUACCCCGACCAGGCGCUGCCUUGCAUGGACAACAACAAACACUGCAAACAGGACAACUGCCUGCUGACACCCAACUCUGGGCAGGAAGAUGCGGAUAACGACGGGGUGGGGGACCAGUGUGAUGACGACGCUGAUGGGGACGGAAUCAAGAAUGUGGAGGACAACUGCCGUCUGUUCCCCAACAAGGACCAGCAAAAUUCGGACACAGACUCAUUUGGAGAUGCCUGUGACAACUGUCCCAAUGUCCCCAACAAUGAUCAGAGGGACACAGAUGGCAACGGGGAAGGCGAUGCCUGUGAUAACGACGUGGAUGGGGACGGUAUCCCCAAUGGACUGGACAAUUGCCCUCGUGUCCCCAACCCCCUUCAGACAGACAGGGAUGAAGAUGGGGUAGGGGACGCAUGUGACAGCUGCCCUGAGGUGGGCAACCCAACCCAGACAGAUGCAGACAGUGACCUGGUGGGGGACGUCUGCGACACCAAUGAGGACAGCGAUGGGGACGGACACCAGGACACCAAGGACAACUGUCCCCAGGUGCCCAACAGCUCCCAGCUGGACUCAGACAAUGACGGACUUGGCGACGAGUGUGAUGGUGAUGACGACAAUGAUGGCAUUCCGGACUACGUCCCUCCUGGCCCUGAUAACUGUCGCCUGGUCCCUAAUCCCAACCAGAAGGACUCGGAUGGCAAUGGCGUUGGCGACGUGUGUGAGGAUGACUUUGACAAUGACGCGAUGGCGGACCCCCUGGACGUGUGCCCCGAGAGCGCAGAGGUCACACUUACAGAUUUCCGGGCCUAUCAGACUGUCGUCUUGGAUCCCGAGGGGGAUGCUCAGAUCGACCCCAAUUGGGUGGUGCUAAACCAGGGUAUGGAGAUUGUGCAGACCAUGAACAGUGACCCUGGCCUGGCAGUCGGCUACACGGCCUUCAACGGCGUGGACUUUGAAGGCACCUUCCAUGUGAACACGGUCACCGAUGAUGACUACGCGGGCUUUCUCUUCAGCUACCAAGACAGCGGCCGCUUCUAUGUGGUCAUGUGGAAGCAGACGGAGCAGACCUACUGGCAGGCCACUCCCUUCCGAGCCGUCGCCCAGCCCGGCCUGCAGCUCAAGGCAGUGACUUCAGUGUCCGGCCCAGGGGAGCACCUCCGGAAUGCCCUAUGGCAUACUGGCCACACCCCUGACCAGGUCCGACUGCUGUGGACUGACCCACGAAAUGUGGGCUGGCGUGACAAGACCUCCUACCGUUGGCAGCUGCUGCACCGGCCUCAAGUUGGCUACAUCCGGGUGAAGCUCUAUGAGGGUCCCCAGCUAGUGGCAGAUUCUGGGGUGAUCAUUGACACAUCCAUGAGAGGGGGGCGUCUUGGAGUAUUCUGCUUCUCUCAAGAAAACAUCAUUUGGUCCAAUCUGCAAUAUCGCUGCAAUGACACGGUGCCUGAGGACUUUGAGCCAUUCCGGAGGCAGCUGCUCCAGGGAAGAGUGUGACCAGUGGCCAGUCGCCUGUCUGAUUCAGAAUUCAGAUUUUAGACCCUUUGGCCUUUGGGUCCAUCCUGGAGAGCCCUGGAGUCUCAUCUACAGCCCCUCAGCCAAAACACAGACGACCCAGCUCUGGCACCAGCCAGUAGUUCAGCCCCCAAGGGUGGUGACCCUAAUGCACCAAUGGGAACUUUUUCAGGGGUACUUCUCAGGCACUAACCCCAGGAAGAAAAUAACAGCACAUCGUCAUAAAGUUUUCAGUGGUU